Messenger RNA from Hippocampus comes (tiger tail seahorse), 3027 nucleotides. It is a transcript of the gene zbtb7a, whose product is annotated as zinc finger and BTB domain containing 7a. The transcript has 4 exons. Lineage: Eukaryota; Metazoa; Chordata; Actinopteri; Syngnathiformes; Syngnathidae. The record is from RefSeq and is a predicted model, not a curated record. Gene Ontology annotation, molecular function: DNA-binding transcription factor activity, RNA polymerase II-specific; RNA polymerase II cis-regulatory region sequence-specific DNA binding; protein binding. Gene Ontology annotation, biological process: regulation of transcription by RNA polymerase II. Bases 585 to 2357 code for a protein of 590 amino acids.
UGCUCCAAGUUCACCUGCCUCACUUGGGAUUUGAAACACCAUGCCUCACAUGUGAAUGAGGCGCACAUUUGUUUGGCUGGAUGUACUCGUUGGACCCGUUUUUUUUUUUUUUUUUUUUUGAAUGUGGACACAAAGAGGGUACUUGAAGACGCCCAACUGUUUGGAAGCAGUGUGGUAUGCUUCUCAGAAGGAAGCGGCAAGGACAUUUAUUUUUUUUUCCUUUAUCACCCAGUGCUCAAUGUCAGGGCAUACAAUAGAUACCGCCGUGAUGAUUGUCCUGAUUCUACUCUUUUAUGCUACUUCUCAAGGUGCCGCUUUGGACCACACGGGCAUAGUUGGCUCAAGCAAAUCCCACCAAGAGGUUAAACUAGGACGCCAUAUGUGUUGGUGUGCAUAAGUGUGCAUGCAUGCAUGUGUGCCUGUGUUACCAACAAUAGAUUCCAAGGGAAUUGCAGGGGACUUCAGUGGCUGUGGGCUGGUCCAAGACACCACCCAUCAAUUUGGCGACAGGAAGACAGACGGACGGCAGGACGGAUACACGGGUGGGGGCUGUGCUAGGCGGCUCGGCGGCAGGCUGGUGGAAGAUGUCGUCCGGAGCCGGCGGGAGGGGAGGAAGGCGGCUCAGGGGGACGGUGGGCGGCGGAGGUCGAGGAGUUGCCGGAGAGGCCGAAGAAGGCCCCGUGGGGAUCCCCUUCCCCGAGCACAGCGCCGACAUCCUGGGUAGCCUCAACAAGCAGCGGCAGAGCGGACUGCUCUGCGACGUUCUGCUGAUCACCCAGGAUCGGGAGUUUCCAGCGCACCGCUCCGUCCUGGCGUCCUGCAGCUCCUACUUCCACAAGCUGUUCACGUCGGGAGCGGCUGCCGACCAACGCAACGUCUACAACAUCGAUUUUGUGGCGGCGGAGCCGCUCGGAGCACUGCUGGACUUUGCCUACACGGCCACACUGACCGUCAGCCACAGCAGCGUGGCUGACAUUCUCGCAGCCGCACGCCUCCUGGAAAUCCCACCCGUUCAGGACGUCUGUACACACUUACUGGACACCAAAGUGCUCUCCCCGCCGGCGGGCAGUGAGCAGCGAAACGAAGAUGAGGAGAGAAGCAGAGGAGGGAGCGAGCAGGGCAACCAGGUGCUGGCCCGGGAGUUUUUGGAGUUUUUCCAGCGAGGGGCGCACUGGGCCAGCAGCUGCAGCACGCCAGAGCUCAGGGACCUGCCGACGCACCUGCACUUUAACCACGGCAACGGAGGGACCCCCAGCAACGGCGCGCCCGGUGGCCCCGGUGAGUACUACUCCCCCCUGGCCCUGGCUUUGGCCCAGGCCCCCAUCCAUGAGCCAGAAGAGGACGAAGAUGAGGAAGAGGAUGACGAGGAUGGGGAAGCGGUGCAGGGAAACGGAAUAAGCCUCGGGUCAUUUUACUGCCCUCCCUCCCAGAACGGGCACUUCUACCUCCCCCCCGAGGCUCGGACAGGGCACGACACGCCGGAGACGGAGGACGCCGCCCUGCAGAUGAUGGCUCGGGAAAGGGGCUCGGCUAGUGCCCUCUUGCAGCAGAUGAUGGACUCCAUUGAGAGGCAGAAGCAGCGCGGGGCGGCCGGGGAGGAUCCGGGCGACGGCGAUGACCCGGACAUGGAAUUUUACUACAAUUACUUUAACAGCACUCAGCUUGAGGACACGCCUUCUGCCGCCGUGACGGCGGGCGUUCCGCCGCUGUGGUUGUCACGGAGCAACGCCGGCCACGACAGAGUGGGCGGAGGGGAGAGGGGGGUCGGCGAGAGGGGCGGCGGCGGAGGCGGCGGGGAGAGGAAGAUGCGCUCAAAGGCCUUUCAGAAGUGCCCCAUAUGCUCCAAGGUCAUUCAAGGAGCGGGCAAGCUACCCCGCCACAUUCGAACACACACGGGGGAGAAACCCUAUGAGUGCGCCAUCUGCAAAGUGCGCUUUACCAGGCAGGACAAGCUCAAGGUUCACAUGCGGAAGCAUACGGGAGAGAAGCCUUACCUUUGUACGCAAUGCGGGGCCGCCUUCGCUCACAACUACGACCUGAAGAACCACAUGCGCGUUCACACUGGCCUGCGCCCCUACCAGUGCUCCAGCUGCUUUAAGACUUUUGUACGCUCAGACCACCUGCACCGCCACCUCAAGAAAGACGGCUGCAACGGCAUCCCGUCCCGCCGGGGCCGAAAGCCUCGGGUGCGAGAGCCGGGGCUCCUGGAUGCCCCGAUAGGCCUGCUGAGCCCCGGCUCAGACACCGGCCUGGAGCCUCACAUCAUCAAGGGCCGGCAACUCUCGGAAGCUCUCAAGUCUGAGGUGGAGGGGACCCACGCACACAGCCCGCACCUAGUAGUGGGGGCUGGACCCUGAGACAAACUCUUAAAAAAUUGACGGACGCCGUCACGUAACUCUGCUCCGACCUGUCUACACAGAGGAGGAAAAAUACAGACUUCAAAGAAAAUAUAUAGAUAUUACAAAAAUAAACUAAAUAUGGCUCUAUAAACCAAAUCAGGGUGUCACAAAAAUUUUAAUCUGAACAUUUCUUUCUCCUUUUACUUUGGGGAAACAAAGUAGACGUGAAAGCACUUGAGUCUGUUGAAAGAGCAAAGAACGCUUCGAAUCACACACCCGCAACGUCCACUUUCUGGGCCAUUUCUUUCUUAUCAUGAAUAAUAGGGGGUUUUAUACAUUGGCAAAAUGUAUAAAGGACACUAAGAAACUAUGCAGUUGAUUUUAGGUUUUUAUUAUCGGGUGAGCUCUGAGCAAAGGUGUCUGAGCUCCUUCCGGCUGCCGUACGGGUGAAGCGAGGACAAAUCUUUCCCAGAGAAAACAGCUUUUUUUUUUUAUUAUUAUUCUUUUGCAGGUCUAGAGAUGUACAGUUACCAUAGAAACAACCUUGCCAUAAUAUGGCAUAUGCAAGGAAAAACUCACCACACUUGUGAUGCAACAACUCGCUCGCUUGCUCUCUCUCUCUCGCUCUCCAAAUGUUCCAGAAAGAGUCAUAGACAAGGGUUUGAUUGAAGUGUUACUUACUCGAUAA